Messenger RNA from Xiphias gladius (swordfish), 4453 nucleotides. RefSeq names its product cerebellar degeneration-related protein 2-like. The transcript has 6 exons. The record is from RefSeq and is a predicted model, not a curated record. Bases 229 to 1710 code for a protein of 493 amino acids. Lineage: Eukaryota; Metazoa; Chordata; Actinopteri; Istiophoriformes; Xiphiidae.
ACAGAAGAGAGGAAGGAAAGAGGAAACGCGUAGAGCCACAACACAACACAGCACUCCCGACUGGAAAGAGCCUGUGCGCAGCUCCAGCUCGAAGGAGCGACCGCUGCCUUCCUGGAGGUUCCCGCCUGCCACAGCUCUUUUGUUCCUACACAGAGGCUUGCUCCUCAGGGUUUUGUCUUUUUUUUUCCUUCCCGCGUUCAGGAGGAGGUGGUGGGGGGGGGGUCACCCAUGCUAAGCCCAGUGAGAAUGGAGGAAUUCGUGACCGAAGAGGAAGAGCCGUGGUACGACCAGCAGGACCUGGAGCAGGACCUCCACUUGGCGGCGGAGCUGGGAAAGACUCUGCUGGAGAGGAACAAGGAGCUGGAGGACUCCUUGCAGCAGAUGUACAUCACUAAUGAAGAGCAAGUACAGGAGAUUGAGUACCUAUCGAAGCAGCUGGAGGUUCUUCGGGACAUGAACGAGCAGCAUGCCAAAGUGUACGAGCAGCUGGACGGGACUGCCAGAGAACUUGAAAGCACCAACCACACGUUGGUGACGGACAGCAAGGCCUCGCAGCAAAAGAUAGAGAGGUUAACAGGUACCAUUGACGCUUUGCAGAACCAGGUGGAGUCUCUUUCAGGGCAGGUGGAGCAGCUUCGCUCCAUGGAGCAGCUCCGAGUCAAGAGGGAGAAGAGGGAACGACGCAAGACCAUCCACUCAUUCCCUUGCCUGAGGGAGCUUUGCACAGCGCCCAGGUAUGAGGAUGAGUUUGUAGUGGGCAGGGCUGAGAGCUUUACCGUGGAUGCGAAGAGUCAACCCUUCGAGGAAGAGAACCAGCACCUGAGGGAAGCGGUGUCAGCCCUGCGAGCUGCCGUCCGCACUGAGAGGGGGCGUAGAGAGGGGGUGGAGAGAGAGUGCAACCUGCUGCUUGCCGAGUUCUCGCGGCUGCAGACACGGGUGCAGGAUGCUGAGGGCUGCCAGGCGAGGGUACGGGAGUUGGAGGUGGAGCUACAGGAGCUGCAGCAGCUACGUCGAGCGCGGACUUUCCUGCUGAGCAGCGAGGACGACGGCGUGGCUCUCACCCAGACUGUCCUCAAUAGCACCCCGGAGACUGACACCUUCAUGGAAGGGGCGGUCGGGGAGAUGGGAGGAGGGGUGAGGGAGGAAACAGAAGGUGGAGGGGGUGUUGGGGGUGAGGCAUUACCUGAGUCCAGCCCUGUGAGGAAAAGCUGCAGCGACACAGCGCUCAACGCUAUCGUGGCCCGGGAUGCCUCUGGCCGCAGGAGAGGCAGCUACGCUCUCCACGCCAACAGCGUGAGGAAGAGAGGGAUGUCCAUCCUCAGGGAGGUGGACGAGCAGUACCACGCCUUACUGGAGAAGUAUGAGGAGUUGUUAGGGAAGUGUAGGCGCCACGAGGAGAGCCUUUGUCACGCCGAGGUCCAGACUUCCCGACCAGUCUCCCGAGACCCAUCCAUGAAAGACUGUGCCGUGGGCCCCACCCCGGUGCCACCCCCUACUCCUACCCAGUCGCCCUCCACCCCCGAGGCCAUUGAGAGCAUCAGCAAGCAGGUGGAGGCGGUGGAUAAACGACUGGGACAGAACACACCAGAGUACAAGGCCCUUUUUAAGGAGAUCUUCUCUCGUAUCCAGAAAACCAAGAUGGAUAUCAAAGCUACCAAAGCUGCUAAAGCUAGCAAAUCUGGGAAAUCUGGCAAAUCUAGUAAACACUAAUGGUUCUCUGAUUGGCUACAUAAGGAUGAUUAUGUGCUUUCAGUGUUGAGUGCUCAAGUUUGUGAACAGGGGUUUGGUGUAAACAUAGUUAUAGAGGAUGCUAUUUCAAAAAACUGCUAAAUUCAAGUACAGCUCAGUUUAACUGAGGUCAAAUGAGACUGCAUGGUUUGAAUCCAGAACUGGAACCUUCCAGCAAACACUAGAAUCUGAUUUGCAUGUGAUCAGUUUUAAAACUUUGCAGAUCAAUCCCCUCAUAUUCUUUUAUUCAGUAUUCCUACUAAAUAGAUACUGGCUUCAAUGCCUUACUACCUUAGGCAUGUACCACAAUAACACAAUAAUAGCAAUAUGCCUCUCAAGAGCCACACAAGUGCACUAAACAUUAAAGCUUCACUAGAAAAUUGCAUCUCUGACAAGACCAUGAAUGGAAAUCUAAAAUUAACACGAACUGUAUCUGUUAAGUUUACUAUAAUGGACUUUACUAACACUUAUAUAAUCACAAGACAAAUAUUGAUCCUCUCAGGCCACAGUGCUGUCUGUCUCAAGAAUGUGGUUGAGGUGCUAAUAAUUCUUCUCCCGUUAUAUACAGUAUAUCACUAUACAAAAUAAAACUCUACUAAAUUUAAAUAAGCCUUUAGGCAGGAUGACAUUGCUACCAUUGUGCCCCAUUCACUUUGUGGGAUCUUCCCUACUGCUGUUUUAAUGUUUGCGGCUCCUCGCCUGUUUGUCUAGAAAUUUUGAGGAAUAGUCUGACGUAUCAAGAAAUUUUGCUUUCUUUCCGGGAGAUUGGUGAGAAGAUCAAUACCACUGUCAUGUCUGUAUGGUAAAUAUGAAGCUAAAGCCAGCAGCCGGUUAGCCUAGCUUAGCAUAAAGACUGAAAACGGAGAAAACACCCUGGAGCCUGACCCUGUCGACAACAACAACUUUUGGUUUAACGGGGGGUUUGUAACAGACGACUGUUGGCCAGUAGGAGGUAGGUACUGGUAGGUGGAUUUUAUUACCUUUGGAAAGAGCCUGGCUAGCCGUUUCCCCCUGCUUCCAUUCUUGGUGCUAAGCUAAGCUAAUGGGCUGCCCGUUGUAGCUUCAUGUUUAGCAUACAAACAAAAUAGUGGUAUCGAUCUUCUCCUCAAACUGUCGGCAAGAAAGCACAUAAGCGUAUUUCUCAAAACAUUGAACUACAUUGUUGAUUACUUUAACACUUGUGCUUAAUCUCCUUUCAUUGAAAGUGCUCAGAUGUCAUUGGAGAUCAAGUGAAAAAUGGUUGCUAACUGUGAAACUUCAGGAAAGGAACCUAGACUGGAAAUUUGAUUUACAUUUACAAAUUAAAAACCUUCUCCCUCCACAGUGUUAAAGUCACCUCAGCUCUCUAAGGAGUACUGGAGUGGGUCUUUAUAUGGACUACAGCAAUGCAUUGGGUGAAAAGUAAACUUGCCCAAUGAAAUACAAGAAGCACUGCUAUUUAUACAUAGUACUAAGUAAUAUCUACAUUAUAUGAUGCAAGCUUAUUUUAGUUUUAGAUAAUGAGAUUUAGAUUGUUAAAGCUGUUGAGUUUUGAAUGUGUGGCGAGGCUUCCACUAAAUGCUAAAACGUUGCUGUCUCAGAGAAAAGUUGCAAAUGAAAAUCUGUACAGAUUGUUGUUUCCACCAUUUUCUAGGCAUUAUGGACGCUCAUCUCUCAUUAUAGAGAAUAUAAAAAUCCUGAAGACUAUGAAGUAAAUGGGUCUAUUGGUUAAGUGAAACAUCUUUUUUUUUUUUUUUUUGCACCAUAUACCGUAUAAGCAUUUUUGGUUUGUUGGGGAAGCCGUUGAAAAAAAAAAGGCCAUUAAAUGAAGACAGCAUGAAAAAAAAAAAUACGCAGGGAUGUGGAUCCUUUUUAAAGAAAAUGGUCCAGUGGCGAAAACUGAUAUUACAAUAGUGGAUAAGAUAUUAUUUAGAGCUACAUUUUUGGGAGUAUUUUCCUUAUUUACAGCUAGACAGACACACUGUAUAGUAGAACACUAACUAGUAUGAGGCUUCAAACCAGGGCUUUGUCUAACACCUAGCAGUCUUACCAAACUAUAAAAUUACCUGCAAAUAUAUUGCACCUUUUUCCACAGUAUACAAUACCUAUGCCUUUUUCUGGGUAACCCUUCUAUGUAUAAACCUUUGUUAUAAUGAAUGUUAUUGCAGCUAAUAUUUUAUAUCUGAUUCAGCAAAAUUUAAGACAUAAGAAAGCUUGAACCCUUUCACAUGUGGCACAGCUGACACCCGAGGGACCCGACAUGCGUGUUUUGAGGCUAUGUGUGUAAAGAGGUGUGGAGGAUGAAUGUUUUUCUGAAACCCGGUACUGAAGACAGAGAGGUAUCCUGUUGCCUCCUGCUGGGUGAAAUAAAGGUUGAUUUAGAGUUGCAGCAGUUGAAUUCUUCUGGAUAACCGUGGUGUAUAAAGUGCAUUUGAAGUCAGUGCUCGUGUCUGUUAGAAGGGAGGGAGGAACGUCUGUUAGCAUAGACAAACCAGAUGGCGAACCAGAGCCCGUUAUCAUUUUACGAAGGCUCAUUUGGUUUCUGUACUGUAAUGUCUUACCUAUUGCACUUGAAAAUGUUUGACGCCUCAUCUCUUGCAUAUUUAGGAUAGCUUAUGAAAUUGUACUUGUGUAUUUAUUUGUGAGUGUUUCUUUUUUCUUUUUUUGACUUUUUCAGUACCUAUACGUGAACUGUCACUAACAUUGUCAGAAUAAACAAAUUUAAUUUGCUUUAUUUACGUGUGCA